CUCCAGUUUCUUGUAGUGCUCCAUAAAUCAAGUACAAUCCUACAAGAGCUGAAGACGCUUGUUGCAGAAGCAGAAACUAAGAAUGGCCAGGCAAUGGAUGCAAACUAUUCUGAUGCCAAUAACCGUCCUUGACCUCUCCCUGGGCCUGUUCUAACUCCCCCCACUCCCCGCUCACACACACACAUAUACAAACAUUUGAUCUGGGGAAUAAAAUACCAAAGGGACAAGCUGAUUUUCCUCCAUCGGACACACCUGAAAUUAUCAGUGUCUUCAGCUCCAGAAAAGAACAGACCUGAAAUUCCACAGUAGCAGGCUUGGCAAUUGCAUUGCCCUACAAUGAGGCAUUAUACUUGGCUGCUCUUCCUUCAGGGUUUGCUGUGUUAUCACAGCCCACUGAGUAUCAACCCUGAUUAUCAGACCGCCUGGAAUGGAUCCUGCCUUUUGAUUCGAUGCCAGAUCAGCGAAAUGCAUUAUUCUGACCAAGUCAGUGCCAGAGAAGUGGCUUGGUAUUUCAAACCACAUUGGAAUCAAAGUGUGCAUGACAUCAGCGGUUCCCUGUUGUACGACAGCUCCCAAACCUCAGAGGAACACAUGAACCUAACAAGUCCUGCCUUUCAGGGCCGGGUAAGGUUUGUAGGGGAUUUGAGCAAGCGAGACUGCAGCUUGGUGAUUACUCAGCUCCAGGCACAGGACAAGGGCACGUAUGGAGCAAGAGUCAUUGCUUCGGUUGGAAGCUAUUCUUGGCGACAGAUGUUGUUCGACAAAACCACCAUUGAAAUUAGAGAAUCCCCUCCAGAACCCAAGAUCGAAAUCAUCCACAUGAAAACCCAAGGAGGGUGGACAAUGGUAGUUAAUUGUUCGGUGCCUUACCAUUGCCCCAAUAUGCAGAUGACAUUGACUCUCAGGGGCUUAGAAAAGCAUUAUCUGUCUCCACAAAAAACAACCAUUGAAGGUGGAAUGAUACAGACGAUGGUGAAUUUGGAACCAACUUGGGAGGAACACAGGAAAACCAUGUCAUGUCUGCUGAGCAAGGAGGAUGGGUCACAGCUAUCUGAGAGUACUGUGGUGCUAGAUGUGAAACAUGGUCCUGUUGAUGUUCAGAUUCAAAUUUUAAAUGAUCUGCCCAUAAAGGAAGGAGACACCGUCACACUGAAUUGCUCUGUAGGCAGCAGUUUCCCUGAAGAGAACUGGUUCAACUGGCUUAAAUCAGAUUCCCAUAUAAGUGAACUUACAUAUAGUGGCUCAAAGCUAUUGACCUUCCCUGCACAACUUGGACCAGACACCGCUUACAAAUGUGAAGCAUGCAAUGUUAAUAGCUGCACUACAUCUCCUGAAGUCAUUUUGGAUGUUCACUUUGCCCCCAAGGAAGUAAAAAUUUCACAAGAGCCAACAGGUCCGAUCCAAGAAGGCACCUAUGUUAAACUGAGGUGUGAAGUGGGAAGGCCAGUCCCCCAGAAUAUCACCUAUACGUGGUACCACAAUGAAAAGCAGCUGCAGCUAGACUCUGCAGAUGAAGUGUUGAUCAUAUCAGAAGUGGAUUUACGGCAUUCUGGCCACUACUGGUGUAAUGUCAGCAACAGCGUGGGCAAAUUGCGCUCCUCAGCAAUCAUGCUGCAUGUAAUUUGUUUCCUAUGUAAUGAAAGCCCACUGAGUGUAAGCCCCAAUACCCUGAAUGCCUGGAGAGGAUCCUGUGUGUUGUUUCCAUGCCAGAUCACUGAAAUGAGUUUUUCUGGGGCAGUCCACACCACUUCUUUGGCUUGGUAUUUUGAACCUCAUUUCGAUAAUGUGUGGCACGGAUAUUAUGGUCGCCUGUUGUACGACAGCUCCAAAACCUCAGAAGAACACAAGUCCCUUGCAAGUUCUGCCUUCCGGGAUCGGGUAAAGUUUGUAGGAAAUGUAAGCGGCGGAGACUGCAGCUUGAUGAUUUCUCGUCUCCAGAUAAAGGACAGCGGUUUUUAUGGGAUCCAAAUAGUUGCUUCAGUUAGAAACUAUCCUUGGCGACUCAAGAGGUUUCUUAGUGUCGAAGUUAAUAUUAAAGGGUCACCUCCAAAGCCCGAGAUGGAAAUCAUUCCUGAGAAACUCCUAGAACACAGAAGAGCUGAAGUGAUCUGUUGGGUGCCUUAUGAUUGCGUUGACGAGGCAGUUACAUUGACUAUCAGUAACUUAGAGGGCAAUUGGUUGCCUUCACAAAACACAACAAUUGGACACAGAGUGCUCCGGACUGUGCUGAGUUUUGAACCAACUAAGGUGGAUCAUGGGAAAAAGUUGAGGUGCUCCCUGAGUGGCGAAGGCUGGACAAGGACAACCCAUAAUAUUGUGGAACUGGAUGUGAAAUAUGCUCCCAAUGAAGUCAAGAUUUCCAUUUUAAAUGAUCUGCCCAUAAAGGAAGGAGACACUGUCAUGCUGCAAUGUAAUGUGGACAUAAGUAACCCUGAAGACCAUUGGUACAACUGGCUUAAGUCGGAUUCCCAUACGGUUGACAUGGCGUACAGUGCUUCGAAGUCAUUGACCUUCCUUGCAUCACAUGAACCAGGCACUUCUUACAAAUGUGAAGCAUGCAACGAUAUUGGCUGUACGUCAUCUUCAGCAGUCACUCUAGAUGUCCACUUUGCCCCGAAGGAGGUCAAAAUCUUGCAGGAGCCCAAAGGGAGGAUCCAGGAAGGUACCCAUGUUGAGCUGAGAUGUAAAGAGAGCAUGGCAAACCCCGGGAAUAUCAGCUAUACAUGGUUCCAUGAUGGAGAACAGCUGCAGCUGAGCUCUGCCUCUGAAAGAUUGGUAAUCCCAUUUGUGCUUUCAGCACAGUCAGGCAGCUACUGGUGUGAAGCCAGCAACAGUGUGGGAACAUCACGCUCCUCAGCAAUCACACUGGAUGUUUUUUGUACACGGUGUACCGAAACCCCGCUGAGCAUGGGCUUCAGUUCCCUGACUGCCUGGGAAGGAUCGUGUGUGUUGAUUCCAUGCCAUUUCAGUGAGACGUAUAAUCUGAAUACCAUCCAUGUAGAUGCUGUGGUUUGGUAUUUUGAGCCCUCGGGGGAGAACGUUCAGACCAAAGUGCUGUAUGAUAGCUCCAAAUCCCUGGAGAGUCUCAAGAUGCUAACAAGACCUGACUUUAGGGGUCGGGUCCGGUUUUUAGGGAACUUAAGCAACAGAGACUGCAGCUUGAUGGUUACUCAGCUCCAGGCCAAAAACAGCGGCACGUACGGGGCAAGCGUACUCGCUUCUAUGGAGAACCAGCCCUGGCGUUUGAAGUGGUUUCUUAGUGCGAUGGUUAACAUUACAGGAUCACCUCCAAAGCCCAAGAUGGAAAUCAUCCCUGCGGAACUACAAGAACGGAGGAGAGUGAAAGUGAUCUGUUCGGUGCCUUACCAUUGCCCUGAUGAGUCAAUAACAUUGACUAUUGGUGGCUUAGAAGGCAAUGAGCUGUCUUCGCAAGCCACAACCUUUGAAAAUAGAAAGAUCCAGACGAUGGCGAGUUUUGAUCUUACUUGGAGAGACAACGGGAAAGUGCUGAGAUGCUUAUUGAGGAGCCAAGAUGGGUCACAGAAAUCCCAGAGUACCAGGAAGCUGGACAUAAAAUUUGCCCCCAAGGAAGUGAUAGCUGUGCAAGAGCCAGAUGAGGAGAUGGUGGUGUUCGGCCAGCCUCUUAAGCUGAGAUGCAAAGCGGGAAGAGCAAACCCCCAGAUCUUUACUUAUGUGUGGUUCAAGGAUGGGGAACAGCUGACCCUCGAUUCUGCAUCUGACCUGCUGACCAUCCAGGAAGUGAGAUUAGAGGACGUUGCCGCUUACCACUGUGAAGUUAGCAAUAAUGUGGGCACGUCACGAUCCUCGCAAGUCGAACUGGAAGCGUCGUGCGAAUCCCCAUCAAACGGUCUUGGUCUCUGUUACAUCUUGGCAAGGACUUCAUAGUUUCGUGUCGUAAGCAGUAAUAGUUAGUCUGAAUAUAUGUCUUUCAUUGACUUUAACAUUUGAGUGUGUGUGUGUGUGUGUGUGUGUGUGUGUGCAUGCAUGUAUUGUAAGGGCCAUUCUGCCACGCCCGGCACAGCCUGGGGGUGGGGAAGCAUUUGUGAGCGGGGGGAAGAAUAGAGAUGAGCCCUCCUGCUAUUGGCUCUGAGCAGGUGGUGCCAUCAAGUGGAGAGGGGUAUAACGCUGGCCUAUAAAGAGGCACUUACCCCUCCCACUUUCCUUCUUGUUUGCUUGGCUCCCUCCCUCCCUGUGUGCAGUGUGAGUUCUCUGGUCACCAUUCGGGGCCGAGUAGGAAUUUUUUGCUCAUGUUCUAAAUUGUUCAUGAGGUUUUUUUCGCCUACUCCACACUGUAAGACAGCCUGGGAGUAUAAAUAGGUUGAUUUGGUGUUGCUUAUAAAUUUGGUCACAUUUGAUGAUAGGCAGGAAGGAACGGGCAUCCAGAGGGAUUUUGUAAUGGUGAGCAUUCACAGGCACUGCUGCAGUGGUGAGGGCUUCCAGCGUUGAGCCCUGUGGCCGGGCUUGGAGAUAAGGGUUACCUCUGAGGCCAACCUUUCUCACCCACCUUGAGCCUUGUGGCCUGGGUUGGGGGUGACACUGGAAGGUCUCCCUACCCCAAAAGGGGCAGCCUGCGGGAGGGCGAAUUGUACAGCACCAACUCAUGGGACAUGAAUAGCUCACCCUACUCAGAAAGGUCUGAAAACCAGGCCAGACUGGAUGCCCCUUUAGGUUUCCCCUUUGCAGAUCUUUAAUAAAAUGUGGCCCUGUUUAAACCCAA
This is a messenger RNA of Elgaria multicarinata webbii, 4738 nucleotides long. RefSeq names its product B-cell receptor CD22-like. Gene Ontology annotation, molecular function: sialic acid binding; protein phosphatase binding; CD4 receptor binding. Bases 337 to 3906 code for a protein of 1189 amino acids. NCBI's taxonomy places the organism in Eukaryota, Metazoa, Chordata, Lepidosauria, Squamata, Anguidae. Gene Ontology annotation, cellular component: early endosome; extracellular exosome; plasma membrane. The transcript has 14 exons. Gene Ontology annotation, biological process: regulation of B cell proliferation; negative regulation of B cell receptor signaling pathway; B cell activation. The record is from RefSeq and is a predicted model, not a curated record.